GUGCCUCGUCGCUUCUCGGCCUAACCCAGUGGAAAAACACACGAACGUUUGGUCUCACUCGUGAGUAUCACCAUCGAUGCACCUUCAUGUCAUGGCUGUGUCGCACGAAGCAUAUGUAACCCGACUUGCUUAUUUUACAUCCAAAUACUCCACCGAAUGAAUCUGCCAUUGUCGCUCUUGCAUGCCUACCGUCCCGUAUUCCGCGUUCCGUACUUCCUCGACCCCCUCCAGCAGCCAUGGCCGAGGUAGAUGUGCCGCCGACCUUCGGCGCCGAGUUGAAGGAUGGCUUUCGACCGGCGAGCGCCUGGGUCGCCAACGGCAUUGCCUGGCUUGACGAUAUACAACAAUAUUACCGCGAACGAAGCGCAAUCGAGAAGGAGUACAGCGCCAAACUGAACGCCCUAGCCAAGAGGUAUUUUGAGAAGAAGAACAAGAAAUCCAUCAGUCUGAGCGUCGGCGACACACCGACCAUGACCCCUGGGUCUCUCGAAAGUGCCUCACUUACCACGUGGACGACACAACUCACCACACUCGAGUCGAGAGCCGACGAGCAUGAGAAGUAUGCCAACGCCCUGAUCGCAAAGGUCGCCGAUCCCCUCAAGUUCUUUGGCGCCAAGUUUGAAGAACUCCGCAAGCGACACGUGGAAUUCGCGGAUAAGUUGGAAGGCGAAAGAGAGGCCUCGUACGCUGCGCUGCGGAAGACCAAGGGCAAAUAUGACCAGGCCUGCUCCGAGCUGGAGAGCAAGCGCAAGAAGUCGGAGUCAUCCUUUGAUAAGGCCAAGGCACAGAGCAACUACCAGCAACAGCUACACGAUGCCAACAAUGUCAAGAAUACCUAUUUGAUAGCCAUAAAUGUCACCAAUAAGCAAAAGGAGAAGUACUACCACGAGUACGUGCCGGAACUGCUUGACAGCCUGCAAGACCUCUCAGAGUUCAAGACACUCAAGCUGAACGGGCUAUGGACCAUGGCCGCUUCCCUCGAGACCGGAUUGCUGCAGCAGAGCAACGGACUGUUGGAGCACAUGUCCCAGGAGAUUCAGCGAAACCAACCACAUCUCGACUCGAUGAUGUACAUUCGGCACAAUCUUGGCUCAUGGCAGGAACCUGCAGAUAAAGUCUUCGAGCCAAGCCCGGUAUGGCACGAUGACGAGAGCAUGGUCGUCGACGAGGCUGCCAAGAUCUUCUUGCGCAACGUCCUGAACAAAUCCAAGAGCCAACUCGGAGAUCUGAGACGAGAGGUUGACAAGAAGCGGAGGGAGGUUGAAGGAGUGAAGAGGAUAAAACAACGGAUACGCGACGGUACCGAAAUCAAGGACGAAAUACUGGUCGUGGCUCAGCUUUUCGCCAUGCAGGAGGACCUUCAUCAGGUGGACCAGAGACGCAUUACAGCCGAAGUCGAGACUUCGACAAUCACAUCCACGGUGGGAGAUGUCACUCUAGGCGCCAAAAACCACAAUUUCAAAUCGCAAACGUUCAAGAUCCCUACGAAUUGUGAUUUGUGCGGUGAGAGGAUUUGGGGUCUGUCGGCAAAGGGUUUUGACUGUCGUGACUGUGGAUAUACAUGCCACAGUAAAUGCGAGAUGAAAGUACCGGCCGAGUGUCCCGGUGAGCUAUCCAAGGAGGAGCGGAAGAAAUUCAAAUCGGAACGCCAAACAUCAACGAGCACUCUGCUUAAGCCGGCAGCCGGAGCACAUGGCAGCGUGUCUGAACUGCCCGACCUCAGCCGGUCCAACACGAUGAACUCUCUUAGCUCCGGCUAUGCAGCUAGCGCUCAUCGAUCUAUCACUGGACCGGCAGCACCGAAAUCGCCAGUAGAGGAGACGCCGCCUGAGACUGGCCCAAGACCAUCGAUAUCAUCCGCUGCGACCAGAAAGACGCGCCUAGUCGCCCCUCCCCCGACUGCCUAUAUUAGUGAAUUGCCUGGUAGUCCGGUCAAUGGCUCAGGGGCAAGUAAACCGGAGCACAAGGCCAAAACGCUAUACUCUUUUGAGGCCAGUGGUGAAGGUGAAUUGACUGUUCACGAGGGCCGAGACGUUACAGUAUUAGAACCCGAUGAUGGAUCGGGUUGGGUCAAGAUACGUGCUGGAUACAAGGAGGGAAUUGUGCCUGCGAGCUACCUUGAAAUGCUUCCCGACGCUCCUGCGCCGAUAGUACCACAAGAUACAGGCGGUUCUGUCAACCGUCCUGCUUCAACCUAUUCUAAUUCUGGCUCAUCUAUCGGCGGCUCGUCGGCCAUCAAGAAAAAGGGCCCUGCAGUGGCCCCACGCCGGGGAGCGAAGAAGCUUAAAUAUGUUGUGGCUUUAUACGACUAUACUGCACAGAGUGAUGCGGAAUUCAACAUGGUGGAAGGUGACCGUUUCGUCCUAGUGAAGGAAGAUCCGGGCGAUGGGUGGGCUGAGGUUGAGAAAGGAGGCCAGACCAAGAGUGUGCCUGCGAGUUACAUUCAGUUGGAGUCUUCAUAGCGUGUGAACUCGAGGAAGAAAGAACUCUUCAAGGGCCGAAGAUUUGGCAUUAAGCGAACGAACUUGGAACCUAUCCAGUCAGUUUCCUCAGAGCUGCUGGACGUUGCAUGAUUGCAUUGAGCAAACCCCAGAGCGUUGUACGCCCUAGAGUCCUAGAAAAUAAAGUUGCUGACCAGCACAACAACUGCAACUUCAGAAUUUACAGAAGAAUGUAGGAAAACAC
This is a messenger RNA of Truncatella angustata, 2685 nucleotides long. Its product is annotated as BZZ1 protein. The transcript is spliced from 3 exons. The coding region runs from base 237 to 2462 and encodes 741 amino acids. The record is from RefSeq and is a predicted model, not a curated record. Gene Ontology annotation, biological process: regulation of actin filament polymerization. Lineage: Eukaryota; Fungi; Ascomycota; Sordariomycetes; Amphisphaeriales; Sporocadaceae. Gene Ontology annotation, molecular function: protein binding.